This is a messenger RNA of Talaromyces amestolkiae, 1617 nucleotides long. RefSeq lists its product as uncharacterized. Bases 1 to 1617 code for a protein of 538 amino acids. The record is from RefSeq and is a predicted model, not a curated record. Gene Ontology annotation, molecular function: transmembrane transporter activity. Lineage: Eukaryota; Fungi; Ascomycota; Eurotiomycetes; Eurotiales; Trichocomaceae. The transcript is spliced from 5 exons. Gene Ontology annotation, cellular component: membrane. Gene Ontology annotation, biological process: transmembrane transport.
AUGGCAUCGCUGCCCCAAGUAAUCAAUCCCGAGGCCGCGGCCAAUACAAAGCAGAGAAUCAAUGUCGAAAUAUCGAGGACUGACGGCGAUGUCAUUCUUCGCGAUGAUCCAGAGGCAAAAGCCGCGUUUCUGUCUACAUUUAGUGCAGAAGAGGAAAAAGCAAUUAUGCACAAGGUCAACAAGCGGUUUUUUGUCUUGAUUGGAUUGAUGUAUAUGAUCAAGCAGAUUGAUGUUAUCAAUGCUGCCAGCGUCAAGGUGCUGCAGGUUGGACAGCCGAGUAAUAUUCUCAAAGAGCUUCAUAUGACUGCCGACCAGUAUAAUUGGGUGCAAUCCAUAUACUAUAUUAGCUAUAUCAUCUUCGAAACCCCAAGCAAUCUGAUCCUCAAACGAAUGGGACCCCAUCUCUGGCAAUCGCGUAUUUUUUUCACUUGGGGUAUCAUAGUCGCUUGUCACGCCGCCAUACAGAACAAAGCAGCUUAUUAUACAGUACGAUUCCUACUUGGUAUGAUGGAAGCAGGCAUGUUCCCUGGAGUAGUUGCCCAAUUAGCGAGUUGGUACCGCACCGAGGAGAUGGGAAAACCGAUUACAUGGUUUUUCGCAAUCCAGAUGGCCGCGACGAUUGUUGGGUCUCUUUUGUGUUAUGGUAUUAGUUAUAUGGAUGGUAUCCGGGGACUGAGCGCAUGGCGAUGGGUCUACCUUCUUGAAGGCCUUGCUACUAUCCUCUUCUCCGCCGUCGUCUACUUCGUUCUACCAGACUAUCCCAAAUCCCCCAGCAGCGAUAAAUGGCUCACCAAGCGCGAGCAAGAAUUCAUCGAAACACGAUUACCCGAAAACGCGCCUCUGACAAGCGACCCAAUUUUCAGCAAAAAGGAAGUAAUUGCGUCUCUCAAGACACCCACUAUCUGGUCCUUUAUGCUAUCCCAGAUGUUGGUGAAUAUGGGUGGGUACGCGUUGACCUGGUAUCUGCCUACGAUUACGACCAAUCUCGGAUUUGCCUCGUUGCCUAGGAAUCAGCUUCUGAAUAUACCUCCUGCAGCAGCAGCAGUGAUUGGACUGAUUACUGCAAACUAUGUGAUUGGUCUUGCCCUGAUACCUCGGCCUGCAGUCAUUAUGAUCAUCAUGGCAGGAAUGGUGGUCUGUUUCGUCCUGUUUUUCACCAUCUCAAACCGCGUUGGAAUCUACAUCGCUUGUAUUUUGGGCACGAUGUUUUAUCAAUCAUAUUUCAUACCAUUUUGGGCCUGGCGAUCGUCGACCCUCAAAGGUUCAACGGGCGCCGCAUUCACACUCGGUUUGCAGAAUUGUGUCGGUCAAGUAGGCGGUGUCAUUGGACCACAGCUCUUUCAGUCCAAGUGGGCGUACAACGGGUACAAAAACAGCUUUGCCAUCGCAGCAGCGGCAAUUAUUGCUGCUUUUUUUGCGAAUAUUUUGACCUGGUGGCUUACCCGGAAUGUCGAGAUGGAUGUCGUUCGGAUCGCGAGGCUGAAACGACAGGCUCGUAAAGAAGGAAAGGUUUUUGCGGAUGAUGAUGUGCAGGUCUUUGAGCAGAGGAAGUAUAAGUCUGUUUUCAGACUGAGGAAAGGAUCGGAUGGAGACACAAGUAGCGGGUCGAGGGUUUGA